Messenger RNA from Arachis stenosperma, 1314 nucleotides. RefSeq names its product protein BOLA2-like. Gene Ontology annotation, molecular function: 2 iron, 2 sulfur cluster binding. Gene Ontology annotation, cellular component: cytosol; nucleus. The record is from RefSeq and is a predicted model, not a curated record. NCBI's taxonomy places the organism in Eukaryota, Viridiplantae, Streptophyta, Magnoliopsida, Fabales, Fabaceae. Gene Ontology annotation, biological process: intracellular iron ion homeostasis. The transcript is spliced from 7 exons. Bases 1 to 501 code for a protein of 166 amino acids.
AUGCCUUUGCGGUCUUCUGAUUUACAAGCAGAAUGUGCAUUUUGUAGCAGCAGUAGUGGUGAAGUAAGUUCUACUAGCUUCCUAAGACGUAGCGAUGAUUUCGAGAAGAGGCUGCAGUAUAUUUCCAAAGAGGAAGCUGCGGUUAUGGCCAGGGUCAAUCGGAGAAACCGAUUUGUGUAUUUUAACAUGCCAUUCUAUGCUAGAGUUUCUUUGAACUCGAAGUGCAAAAAACUACAAAUUGAAUCUUGUUUGAAAUCCAAACUCAACCCUACUCACCUGGAAGUAGUUGAUACAUCUGGAGGAUGCGGUGCAAGUUUCGUAGUUGAGAUUGUAUCAGAAGAAUUCGAAGGCAAGAGGCUACUGGAGAGGCAUCGAAUGGUGAAUGCUGCGUUGGAGGAGGAAAUGAAAGAGAUUCACGCUCUCUCUGUCAAGAAAGCUGUCACCCCAGAGCAGUGGAGACAGCUGCAGCAAGACUCCAACCAAGCAAAUCCUGCUGCCUAGGAUCAUGUCUUUUCAGUUACAAUAAUGGGGUAUAAAUAAGAAUAUUAGAGUUCUCAACAUGAACAAGGUUAGUAUAUUAGUUAUGAAUAAUGAGCAGCUUAGAAUAGAUUAGAUUAGUAGUAAGUGGUGAUGCAAAGAAUGCAGAUUAAUUAAUUAAUUGCAAUGCAUGUGUACAGGAGAAUGUAGAUGAAUGUUAUAAUGGCAUAGUGGAGGUGACAAAUAAUAAUAUAAUAAUAAUGGAGGUAGGGGGAAGAAGAGAAAGUAUGAGGAAAUCCCUGGUAGCCCAAGUGGCGUAAUUGAUGUAGUGUUCAGCUCUGAUGAUGGUUCCAAUGAUUCUUGGGAAGAUUCAUGACGAUCUUGAUUCUGGAAAACCCUCUACAAGGCUGCCAUAUGUGACUCCAGAGUUGAUAGCAACAGCGGGGUUUAUGCCAAAGCUGAAAAAGAUUUAUGCUAGGGGGCUGCUAAGUCUCAUUGCCAUAGAUGAGGCACAUUGCAUCUCAAGUUGGGGCCAUGAUUUCAGGUUUGUCAUAUAUUCUGCUAUAGGAAAUUGGAGUUUGUAAUGCUAGAAUUUCAUGUUUAUGUCAUUGGGUAAUAUGUUUCAUCUGCUUAGGUGAUAAGUUCUAUGCGCUACUGCAUUUCCUGAUUGGAUCCAGUUAUCUCAUUUUCUCUGUUCACAAUUCCACAUGCAUAUAUGAACAAUUUGAAAUUUAUCUCCAAAUGCUAAAUUAAGAAAUUGAUUCUGGCAAUACUAAAUUGUGCUUUAAUGGAAAUAGUGUUGAAUACCAUAGUAUCUUGUAAUUUCUAUGUAUAUGU